UUUUUUUCUAAGAGAAAAUUUAGGGUUUCUUGAAAAUGAUUCAAGGUACAAGUAGUAGUGCUAAUAAUCCACAAAACAUACCAUUAUAUUCAUCAAAUCAUCAUCAUAAUAAUAAUAUUCAAGAAGAUAUAUUUUCUUCUUCUUCUUCUUAUCAACAAAAUUCAUUUUUAUUCAACUUAUCUCUUCUCAAAGAGAAAGUUCAUCAAGUUCAAUCACUUGCCACCAUGUUCAUUACUCCGGAUAAUCAAACGAUUAUUCACCCUCCUCCUGAGUCAAUAUAUAUGAUCAUCGCGAAUAUGGGAACUUUGAUCCAAGAAAUCAUCACAACUUCUUCUUCCCUCAUGUUUUCUUGCCAAAAGAUUGUCCUCGACUCUACCUCACUCAGUCAAAAUUCAAGUAGAUAUCGCGAACCAUCUCAAAAUGAUGUUGGUCAUGGUCAAGGUCAAGGUCAAGGUCAAGUUGAUCAUUUGCUACAAGAUUAUGAUUGGUAUGUGGACAAUUACAAUUCUAAUUGUAACACUCAUGAAGAUAAUAAAAACCAUGUUACUAGUAGUAGUACUAUUAUAGCUAGUAGUACUAUUAGUCAUGAUAAUUACUAUAGUAAAGAAUUUGGAAAAAAGGAAUUAUUAUUGAGUACUUCAAAAGGUAAAGUUGUGAUUGAAGAAAAUAAUUAUGAUAUUGUUGAGUUAGAUGCAUCUGAUUUAUUGGCAAAGUAUACACACUAUUGUCAAAUUUGUGGUAAAGGGUUUAAAAGAGAUGCAAAUUUGAGAAUGCAUAUGAGGGCUCAUGGAGAUGAAUAUAAAUCUAGUGCUGCAUUGAGUAAUCCUAUGAAGAGAAUCAACGAUUUAACGAGUGAUGGAUCGUUGAAAUCAAGUAGUAACACGAUUAAAUAUUCGUGUCCUCAAGAAGGUUGUAGGUGGAACAAGAAGCACGCGAAGUUUCAACCAUUGAAAUCAAUGGUGUGUGUGAAGAAUCAUUACAAGAGAAGUCAUUGUCCUAAAAUGUAUGUGUGUAAGAGAUGCAACAAGAAGAGUUUUUCUGUGUUGUCUGAUCUUAGAACUCAUGAGAAACAUUGUGGUGAUUUGAAAUGGCAAUGUUCAUGUGGUACUACUUUUUCAAGAAAAGAUAAGCUUAUGGGGCAUGUAUCUUUAUUUGUUGGACACACUCCACUUAUUAAACAAAGUGCAAGAUAGCUAGUGCAACAACAACAACAACAACGAUAAGUCGAUAACAUAUAUCCAGAGUAGUUCCACAAGUAUUUAUGCUUGACGAGGGUAGAGUGUACACAUGUCAUAUACUUUCUUUACCCUCGGGGUAAAGAGAUUGUUUACGAAAGAUCCUCAGCUUAUAUGAGCUAACUAGCUAGUAGAUUUUAUAAUUUACUUAAUUGAUUUGUAAUUGUAAUGCACCUAUUCUUUGUUGCAAAAUGUUGAUGUGCUUGUAAUUUGAUGAAUCAAUGUGAAAAUUAAUUAUCCUAGCUUGAAAAAUA
Solanum pennellii is the source of this 1489-nucleotide messenger RNA. RefSeq names its product protein SENSITIVE TO PROTON RHIZOTOXICITY 2. The coding region runs from base 36 to 1193 and encodes 385 amino acids. The record is from RefSeq and is a predicted model, not a curated record. The transcript has a single exon. Gene Ontology annotation, biological process: response to acidic pH; response to aluminum ion. Lineage: Eukaryota; Viridiplantae; Streptophyta; Magnoliopsida; Solanales; Solanaceae.